This is a messenger RNA of Anarrhichthys ocellatus (wolf-eel), 2626 nucleotides long. It is a transcript of the gene samd1b, whose product is annotated as sterile alpha motif domain containing 1b. Lineage: Eukaryota; Metazoa; Chordata; Actinopteri; Perciformes; Anarhichadidae. Gene Ontology annotation, molecular function: chromatin binding; histone binding; DNA binding. The transcript is spliced from 7 exons. The record is from RefSeq and is a predicted model, not a curated record. Gene Ontology annotation, cellular component: nucleus. Gene Ontology annotation, biological process: negative regulation of DNA-templated transcription. Bases 356 to 2503 code for a protein of 715 amino acids.
UUAAAUGUAGGCAGCGUGAGUGUUGCCUGGAGGUCAGACAUCCAUCACUGCCGCCUGAUGCGGAAUGGAGCCGUCACCAACCCAUCUGUUGACCGCCCGGCUCAAUGUGAUUCGCCAAAACGCUUAAAAUCACGACGUUCAAUCGCAAAAUCAUCUCCUCCGCUCCCUGCCUGGACUGCGUAUCGUUGUUUCUUUGUGUUAAAAUCAGAUGUUAUAAUCUGCGGGCUGAUCAGAUCGAGACUGCGAACAAAGAGCAGAGCUCCGAUGGAGUAAAAACCAGCCGAUUCCACCUUAAAUGUCAUUUGCGUCUGUGGCGGAGACCUAGGCGCCAUCUUCGGUCCACCUUAAGCGCACAAUGUGGCCAACGAACGAAAGCGUACCAGCCAGGCUUCCGUCCUCAUUCUCCAGCCGGGGGAUCGCACUCUGGCUUCCCAGCUUUGACACAGCGUCACUUGUGAAACAGCAGAGGGGGAAGAAAAGACGCACUUGGGCCAAACCCCACCAGCAAGAGAAGAUGUCCGAGCCCAAUAAGUACCGAGAGUGGAUCCUGGAAACAAUCGACUCUCUCCGCUCGAGGAAAGCCCGUCCGGAUCUGGAGAGGAUUUGUCGAAUGGUCCGGAGACGACACGGGUCAGACCCGGACCGAACCAGGACAGAACUGGAAAAACUGAUUCAAGAGCAGACGGUGCUCAAAGUUAGCUACAAGGGGUCCAUAUCGUACCGGAAUGCGGCGAAGGUGCAGAGGAAAAGCAGAAAGAAGAGUGAGUUCACGGCCGCUGGCGGCAGCAGCAGCAGCAGCAGCGCGGAGGCAGCGAGGGAGCGGACCAAACACGACCAUCUGAACAACAACGGCGACAGUGCGCACAGCUUCACCGACCAGGAGGAGGGCGAGGAGGACUCGGAGCCCAGCCCGGAGCCCCACACCCUAACAUCGGCCAGCACCACCGACAACAAGCUCAAGCCUGCCUCCAGCCCGAGUAGCGGAAACGGGUGCCUCAUUUGUGGCGCAACAACGGGCUGCGCUGUCGGGAGCGGCUGUGAAGGGGAGAAAGCAAGUGCACCGAGAGACAAGGGAUUAGGACCGCAGGGAGCGGGGGACUGCCCAUCGCCCGCUCUGAGUCACAGAACAAGCGCACCCGACAGCGGUGAUGCAAGCGGGAUAACACCGAGCACCGCCGAGGCAGCUCCUGGAGAGACGGAGCCGCGUUUGUCAAGAGAUGACACCCAGGACAAAACUUGCUCAGGGAGCGUCAGCAACCUCCCGCAGCAGCAGCAGCAGCAACAGAGACAGAAGCAGACUAUGCCCCUUAAGCCCAAAGUUCGAGUCGGAGGAGGGGGAACCAGAACAGCGGGGAACCACGCCAACUCCGACCUGGGCGACAGAUUGGUGGCUUCUGUUCGCAGCCUGUCCGAGAAAAGCACCCGAGGGGGCUCCGCCGCCGCGACCAGAGGCCACACGAAGCCGCUCGGGCUGAAGGAGAUUUUGGGCUUUCUGAGCAGCCAGGAGCGGCUGUCGGAGGAGAAGCUGACUCGAGGCAAAGUCAAAGUGGUCAUGGAGAGAGAGGUGGCGAGGGGCAGACUGCGCAGGACCCGCUGCGGGAACAUUACUCUUCCUCUGAGGGGGGUGGUGGCGGAGGAGCCGAAGAAUGCGUCCGCUGACAGACUUGUAAAGAGCGCACUGCAGGACGAGCACGCAGGGAGAAAGCCGCCGUCCCCCUCUCUCCCGGAGAAUGAGCCGAUGGAAACAGCCAGUGAAGAGGAGGAACGGGAUGAGGAAGAGGAGGAAGAGGAGGAGGAUCCCCGGAGUUCUGAUGAGGAGGCGGGAGGACUAUCCCCGGUAGCCAUGACUACCGAACCAGAGCUCAUUGAGAAAACCACAGAAGAAGUUGAGAUCCCAGAGCACGAGAGCCCUCAGCAGCAGCAGCACGGGGGCAAAAGGAUGUGCGGGCUUGAUUCCGUCACCAGGACGCCACGUCUACCUGUUCAGGGAGCUUCGCUGUCACAAUGUAACAGCGCACACUUGGAGGACAGAGCUGUGGUCUCUGAUCAGCUACAUAUGGAGGCACAAAGCCAGAGGCAGCAUGACAGAAUCAACCACAUCUCCUCAGACCUCAACAGCUUGGAGUCUAAAACGGAAGUCGGCGUGUCGUCCUGCCUGCUCACACCCACUGCGUCUCCGAGAGACUCCGGCACGUCUGAGGAACGAGGGAUGGACGGAGGAGGAGGAGGAGGAGGAGGAGGAGGGUUUAUGAAGUCUGAGGGGGCCAGUGGGGGCCCAGUGGACUGGACAGUGUCUGAUGUGGUCACUUAUUUCACAGCAGCAGGUUUCCCUGAACAGGCUGCUGCCUUCAGGACCCAGGAAAUCGAUGGCAAGUCUCUUCUCCUCAUGCAGCGUAACGACGUAUUGACUGGCCUGUCAAUCAGACUCGGGCCCGCCCUCAAGAUCUAUGAGCGUCAUGUAAAGGUUCUGCAGAAAACACACUUUGAGGACGACGACUGUUAAUGACCGUUAUGUCUGUAUUUACGUAUAGCUCAAGUAAUCCUAUGAAUAUGCAUGCAUGAUAUAUACGCUUCACUUCUCAUCUCAUGUCAAACAGCACACACACACACACACACACACACACAC